Spirodela intermedia is the source of this 1837-nucleotide messenger RNA. The record is from the annotation of a GenBank genome assembly. NCBI's taxonomy places the organism in Eukaryota, Viridiplantae, Streptophyta, Magnoliopsida, Alismatales, Araceae.
AUGGCUGCCUGGCAGAUAUUGGCCUUCAUGGUGGCUUCACUCAGCACUCUUCUCUACGUGAUUCUUCAGUUCUUUCACAGCUUCCUCAGCUGCGCUCCAAAGCCAUUUUUUCUCGUGAGUUUGGUCAAGCUGUUUGUCCACACUUCGAAGAACGUUCGCAUUCGGAGCUCCCAGCUUCUCUACUGGUCCUUCUUUCUUCAGGGAGCUGGUUCCAGGUAUCAUUAUAUGUGAUUGACUUGACAAAAUCUCUCUCUCUCUCUCUCUCUCUCUCUCUCUCUCUCUCUAUAUAUAUAUAUAUAUAUAACUAUAUAUCUCAUUCCUUUCUUGUUCCUUGUGCUUCCUCCGUUCAGUUCCACAGCAAAUGUGGAGUAUGCCCACAGAGCUGCUCUGAGGAAGCAUGCCGUCUGGUCAAGCAUCGCCAUUGAUCUUCUUCUGGGAAACGUCCUGGGUCUCCUCCUGCUCGUUCAUCAGGAAGGCAUAUGCUUGUGGGUACCCUGGGCUUCCCGCAGCAUCACUGACAAUCUUCUGCGGUCGGGCUCUGUGUGGCUCAUGGGUGUUCCUGCAGGGUUCAAGCUGAACACUGAGCUGGCAGAGCUCUUCGGCUUGGUCUCGCUCAACGCCAUCCAGAUUUGGUCAACUCUGUGGUUCUACAUGGGGUUCCUUUUCAGAUCCACCCUCACUGGGCUUGCCUUCUCUGGAAUGCUCCUCGGAGCAACCAUUCCUGCUGCUCUGUGCAUUGACUUGCUGAAACUGGCAACACUUCAUGUGACGGUGCUCCACAGGUUCAUCUCCUUCCUGUAUUCCCAGCAGAUCUGGGCGUUGACUUCCCUGUGGCGCCUCUUUAGGUAAGUCCUGACCUGGGUCUGCACGCUCUCUUAAACCACACACAGUUGACCUCUUUUUUUUUUUCUUCCACAAAUCUAACGGACCCAUCUACAAAAUUAUUUCUGUUUUUUUUUUGUGAACGCAAAUAAUGAUUUAAAUAAUAAAAUAGUAGUCAUUAUCCCUAUACUAAUCAUGAGAUUAUUACUAUUUUUGUUUCAACGGCAGGGGCCAGAAGUGGAAUCCCCUCCGGUUGAGGCUCGACAGUUUCGACUACUCUGUGGAGCAGCACGUCGUCGGCUCCCUCCUCUUCACCCCGAUCCUGUUGCUGCUCCCCACAACGUCCGUCUUCUACAUCUUCUUCACCAUUGUCAACUCCUCCAUCAGCCUCCUCUGCAUCACGCUCGAGGUUGGCAUCGCCGUCCUCCACGCCACCCCUUACGCCGAGGUUUUCCUGUGGACGGUGAGCCGGCGGAGGUUCCCCUCGGGGCUAUGGCUCCACCUUGAAACCCUAAAUCAUCGGCAAGAAGAAGAAGAAGAAGAUGAUUCCAUAGAACAGCUGGUCUCGUCCCUCCGAAGCAACUAUGCUAAAAUGGGUAAGGAUGAUUUCACGUCCGAUUCUUCCCCGAUUGUGGGAUUCUCCUUCUGUGCCCAGCACCUGAUGUCCCAGUUGGUGAUUUCUUGCGCUCAGGUCAGAUCUUGGGACCUCGCUACAGAAGUAUCUUCAGGGGGGUCUCCCUUUCCACUGGUUCGUCCUCGAUCUAUGGAGUUCUCAGUGGGCAGAGGUAGGUCACCCCUCUGAGGAACACUACUAGGAUCUAAUGGUUUUUACCUCAGCUGUGCAAUUAUUUAUGAUCUGGCGCGAUUUCUUCUGUGUUCUUGCAGGGUCCCCUCGACGCUGGGAGUGGGUCUUCCGGUGGCCAUGCCAUGGACGAACGUCAGAUCCGGCGUGUACUGGCGGCUCUGCAGAUCCUCCGUCCUCGCUUGCGGGGCCGGCCAGCGGAGCGAGCUGUAG